Molecule: messenger RNA, 1139 nt
Organism: Aedes albopictus (Asian tiger mosquito)
Lineage: Eukaryota; Metazoa; Arthropoda; Insecta; Diptera; Culicidae
Product: caldesmon-like
Exons: 3
Coding region: 1-984 (327 amino acids)
Source: RefSeq, a predicted model, not a curated record
AUGCAGCAAAUCAGUGGAUCCUCCCGGUUCGUCCAAGUCCGCCUCCAAAACAAGAGCAGAACAGAACAAGAGCAGAACAAGAAUGGAGCAAGAGCAGAAAAAGAGCAGAUCAAGAGCAGAUUCAGAGCAGAACAAGAGCAGAACAAGAGCAAACCAAGAGCAAAACAAGAGCAGAACAAGAGCAAAACAAGAGUAGAACAAGAGCAGGACAAAAGCAGAACAAGAUCGAGCAGAACAAGUGCAGAACAAGAGCAGAACAAGAGUAGAACAAGAGCAAAACAAGAGCAGACCAAGUCCAGAACAAAAGCAGAACGAAAGCAGAACAAGAGCAGAACAAGAGUAGAACAAGAGCAGAACAAGUGCAGAACAAGAGCAGAACGAAAGCAGAACAAGAGCAGAACAAAAGCAGAACAAGAGCAGAACAAGAGCAAAACAAGAACAGAACAAUUGCAGAACAAGAGCAGAAUGAAAGCAGAACAAGAACAAAACAAGAGCAGCACAAGUGCAAAACAGGAGCAGAACAAGUGCAAAACAAGAGCAGAACAAGAGCAGAACACGAGCAAAAUAAGAGCAGAACAAGUGCAGAACAAGAGCAGAACGAAAGCAGAACAAGAGCAGAACAAGAGCAAAACAAGAGCAAAACAAGAGCAGAACAAGUGCAGGACAAGAGCAGAACGAAACCAGAACAAGAGCAGCACAAGAGCAAAACAAAAGCAGAACAAGUGCAAAACAGGAGCAGAACAAGUGCAAAACAAGAACAGAACAAGAGCAAAACAAGAGCAGAACAAGUGCAGAACAAGUGCAAAACAGGAGCAGAACAAGUGCAAAACAAGAGCAGAACAAGAGCAGAACAAGAGCAAAACAAGAGUAGAACAGGUGCAAAACAGGAGCAGAACAGAACAAGAGUGCAAAACAAGAGCAGAACAAGAGCAGAACAAGAGCAAAACAAGAGCAGAACAAGUGCAGAAAAAGAACAGAACGUAAUCAGAACAAGAACAGAACAAAAGCAGAACAAGUGUCGAUCGAGAGCAAAACAAGUGGAGAACAAGUGCAGAACGAGAGCAGAGCAAGAGCAGAACAAGAGCAGAACAAGAGCAGAACAAGAGCAAAACAAGAGCAGAACAAGUGCAGAACAAGAG